Messenger RNA from Nezara viridula (southern green stink bug), 1997 nucleotides. NCBI's taxonomy places the organism in Eukaryota, Metazoa, Arthropoda, Insecta, Hemiptera, Pentatomidae. The record is from the annotation of a GenBank genome assembly.
GCGCGAGCUGCGAGCAGCGGCCGCCCGCCGGGCCAACAGUCUAAGCUAGAGCAAGGCAGGGCACACCGUCCCCCCACCUAACCCUGGGCACCCUUGUACAUGUGUGAACUGACUUUCUUGCCCACCAGCCCCCCAUAACCUUUAGUUCCACCUUCUAAACCCAUAAAAAUGGAAACAGACUUAAAAAUGAAUUUCGCUAAUGAUGAUCCCAAUGUCACUCUUACUAUUCGACUGAUCAUGCAAGGAAAGGAAGUGGGGAGCAUCAUUGGGAAAAAAGGAGAAAUUGUUAAAAGAUUUAGAGAAGAGUCAGGAGCAAAAAUUAACAUAUCAGAUGGUUCUUGCCCUGAGCGUAUAGUAACAGUAACAGGCCCAACACAAUCAAUCUAUAAGGCAUUUACUUUAAUUUGCAAGAAAUUCGAAGAAUUUGUUCACCAAUUUCAAGAGAUGCAGAAUGGUAGUGGAGGUGGAGCUAGAUCACCAAUAACUUUAAGGUUGAUAGUCCCGGCAUCACAAUGUGGUUCCCUUAUCGGCAAGGGAGGCUCAAAAAUUAAAGAGAUAAGAGAAGUCACUGGCGCAUCUAUACAAGUAGCUUCAGAUAUGCUCCCGAAUUCUACAGAACGCGCUGUCACAAUUACAGGAACCUCAGAUGCUAUUACUCAAUGCAUCUAUCAUAUCUGCCAAGUAAUGUUAGAGUCUCCUCCAAAAGGAGCCACAAUUCCUUAUCGACCAAAGCCUCAGGUUGCUGCUCCAGUGAUCCUGGCCGGAGGUCAGGCCUAUACUAUACAGGGUAAUUACGCCGUUCCAGCUGGUCCGACAGGAGAGAUGGGCAAAAUGGGAGGUAGCCCACUUGCAGGUCUUGCUGCUCUUGGUCUUGGUGGUCUUAACUCAAACACAGGAGGUCUUAAUCCAGCAGCAUUAGCAGCUUUGGCUGGCAGUCAGCUGCGGACCAAUACCCCCAACAGCAGAAAUCAGCCCAAUGGCGGUCAACAGACACACGAAAUGACUGUGCCGAAUGACCUCAUUGGCUGUAUAAUAGGAAAAGGUGGAACUAAAAUUGCUGAAAUUAGGCAAAUUAGUGGUGCCAUGAUUAGAAUAAGUAAUUGCGAAGAAAGGGAAGGUGGUUCUACAGACAGGACAAUCACAAUCAGUGGAAGCCCUGAUUCAGUUGCUCUAGCACAAUAUCUGAUCAACAUGAGUGUGGAGCUGCAGAAAGCUAACUUGGAAGGUGCUAGCGGAGGCAGCGGCGGAGGAAGCGGUAGCGGGGGUGGGGGUAACGGGGGCCCAUCGCCAGUUGGGGCAGCGCUCCCCCUGGCCCAGCUGCUUGCAAAGCCAGGAGCGCUCAAUGCCCUCACCUCCCUCACGGCUCUGUCUGGCUUGACCGACUUGCUUGGGGGGCUCGCCGGUGCUACAGCCGGCCCUAUACAGACCACUGGUGUCCACCGUACCAAAGGAGGAUUCGCUCCUCGACUUCGUUCUCCUGGUGCACCCCCAGACAAGCCCAAGCCAGACAGAAAUAAGUUUGCUCCAUAUUAGUUAACGUUUUUUUCCUUUUAUCUUCAAAAAGUUCAAAUAUUUCCCCUAUAUUAAAAAUUAUUGAUUUUUAUAUAGUAGUUGUUAAUUUUAAUUUAAUCAUAGUUUUUAACUAUUAAUGUAAGAUUUUUUUUUAUUUGUAUUCUUUUUUUUUCUUUUAUAUAUAUGUAACGAAUAUGAAUAUUUACUUUCAUAAAAAAAAUUUGAAAUUUCAGACCACUCUUAUUAUACAAUUGUUUUAUUGCUGAAUUAAGAAAUGGAUAAAAUAUUUAUUUGUUUAAAAUUCCCAUUGAAUGUUUGUUGUUUUAAGAUUCCUUUUUAAUGGAUUUGUAUGAAAGACUAUUAUACAUAAAUUUUCUUAUAAGCAAGAAUUAUUUGUAGACAUUAAUUUUUAUGACACCACGUUAUAUCUGAAUGUUAUAGACUUGUAGUUUUGCUUGAUGUACAAUUAAAAUGAUAACAAAAUA